AUGCCACCGCAGCAUCUCGCUCUCCCUCGUGGGUCACUGAUACUUGUUACAGGUGCAAAUGGAUACGUUGCCUCGCAUGUAAUCAAUAGCUUACUCGCGCUUGGAUACCGCGUACGAGGCACUGUGAGAGCAUCAAAACCAUGGCUGGAUGAAUACUUCGUUGGAAAGUAUGGACCUGGAACGUAUGAAAGCGUGGUAGUUCCCAAGUUCGAUGCUGCUGACGCUUUUGGGGGCGUCAUGCAAGGCAUAGAUGGAGUGGUUCAUGUCGCAACGGAAAUUUCCUUCAAUCCGGAUCCGAAUUAUGUUAUUCCACCUGUGAAAACAGCCGCGGAAAAUAUCCUCAAGGCUGCUGCGGCAGAGGAAUCGGUUAAGCGAGUUGUCUUUACGUCCUCUGCAGGUGCUGUACUCUUACCUAGAGUUAAUGAUGAAUAUUCUGUGGAUGAGGACACGUGGAACGAUUUUGCCGUUCAAGCCGCAUGGGAUCCAAACUCCCCAGAGGACUUUCGGGGCCCUUUGGUGUACUGUGCAUCCAAAGUUGAAUCAGAACGUACGGCGUGGAAAUUCAUGGCAGAAGAGAAACCGAGCUUUGUCUUCAAUUCCGUCAUACCUAAUAUCAACUUUGGACGUAUUCUUCAUCCUCAGAUUACUGGAUCCUCUAUGGGUUUGACAAGAGCACUUUUGAAAGGAGACCAGAGUGUUACGAAACUGCUUAUUCCACAAUGGUUCAUUGACGUCGAAGACGAUGCGAAGAUCCAUACCAUUGCCCUUUUGGAUCCUAGUGUUGGAUCUGAACGCAUCUUUGCAUUUGCAGCCACUUAUAACUGGACCGAAAUUUUGGGCAUCAUGCGAAAGUUGCGUCCAACCAACGAUAUUAUCCCUGCUUCGCCAGAAAAUGAAGGUCAUGAUUUGGGUAAAAUCCUACCAGCUAGGCGGGCGGAGGAGCUGCUCAGAAACUUUUAUGGGAAAGGAUGGACAAAGCUAGAAGAUAGCAUUGCGGCCGGCAUAGAUGGUGUGGAGUAG
Messenger RNA from Talaromyces atroroseus, 1020 nucleotides. RefSeq lists its product as hypothetical. Lineage: Eukaryota; Fungi; Ascomycota; Eurotiomycetes; Eurotiales; Trichocomaceae. The record is from RefSeq and is a predicted model, not a curated record. The transcript has 5 exons. Gene Ontology annotation, molecular function: oxidoreductase activity, acting on the CH-OH group of donors, NAD or NADP as acceptor. The coding region runs from base 1 to 1020 and encodes 339 amino acids.